AUCUGGCUUGAUGCACGGAACAUCAAAACAAAGAGACCUACAAAGAAACUCGACUACAAAUACUUGGGGCCAUUCAAGAUUACUCGACAAAUCUCAAGUCCCGCAUUUCAACUUCAAUUACCAUCGUCCAUGCCAAUUCACAAUGUAUUCCACAUCAGUCUACCUGAACCUUAUAAAUCAAAUCAAAUGCCAAAGCACAUCCAACCACCACAACCACCUGUGGAAAUCAAUGAUGAACUGGAAUAUGAGGUUGAGAAGAUACUGGACAUGAAGGUAAAUGACCCCUUCAGAGAACCUGAACGCUAUCUGGUAAGAUGGAAAGGUUAUGGACCGGAGCAUGACACAUGGGAACCACCAUCACACCUUAACAAUGCUGCAAAGCUACUUGGGGAGUUUCAAGCUUCACAUCGCAGCGGCGGUGCCAAGGAGCAUAGCAGACCCUCAGGACAAUUGCGUUCUCCUCAGAAUUUGACAUAG
Tremella mesenterica DSM 1558 is the source of this 477-nucleotide messenger RNA. RefSeq lists its product as uncharacterized. Gene Ontology annotation, cellular component: pericentric heterochromatin. Gene Ontology annotation, molecular function: chromatin binding. Lineage: Eukaryota; Fungi; Basidiomycota; Tremellomycetes; Tremellales; Tremellaceae. The record is from RefSeq and is a predicted model, not a curated record. The annotation marks the transcript as partial. The transcript has a single exon. Gene Ontology annotation, biological process: negative regulation of transcription by RNA polymerase II; chromatin organization.